CCCAACGUUACCAUACGAACCCAUCAUUAUUAGGCCACCCCUCGAAGAUCAACUUAUUUACGAAAAUAGACCCCACAAAUCCUAUCGUCCGGACAAUAAAAAGGUCCCUUUUUCCUCCUCCUCUAUUCUCCUUCUCUCCUCUCUCUCUCUCUCUUUUUAAUUCGGAAGAGAGAGGGCGAACCGAUCAGCGAACUUUUGAACGAAUUCUUGCUGAGUUAUGCCGACGACGGAUCAGACCGUGAUUAGCUUGAGACCAGGCGGCGGCGGCGGUAAUCGGACCAGAAUCAGUCACCGCUUUGAUUCCCCGGCGUUCAGCGCUCUGACUGGUUCCUCAUCGUCUUCGCAGUCCGAUCUUACCGCGCUCCGGCCGCAUGGCGGUGGCGGGACUUCGGCAGGUUUUAAGAGUGGAGACUCAAGAUUUGAUGGAGGAGAGCGCGUUCGAUAUACAAGGGAUCAGCUUUUACAACUCAGAGAGGUUGUUGAGGUGCCGGAAGAUAUUUUGAAAAUCAAACAAGAUAUUGAUGUUGAGCUUUUUGGUGAAGAGCAAACUUGGGGCCGUGCUGAUAGCAAUGUUCCAAUUCAAUCACAAGGCCGCCAUUAUGAGCCUGACAAUCGUGAUUGGCGUGAUCGUCCCAGACAACCGGGUGCGGAGGAGAGGUCUUGGGUUCAUGACCGUGACAAUAAAGCACAGGAUUUCAACCAGGAUCAAUAUCCUUCAAGAGCUCAAAUUCCUUCCUCUCAAGCGGGUGGACCUGCUCCUGCUUUAAUUAAAGCUGAAGUUCCAUGGUCUGCUCGAAGAGGCACUCUCUCGGAUAAAGAUCGGGUUCUGAAAUCAGUUAAAGGAAUAUUGAACAAGUUGACACCUGAGAAAUUUGAUAUUCUGAAGGGUCAACUUAUUGAUGCAGGAAUAACGACGCCUGAUAUUCUGAAGGAUGUCAUUACGCUCAUAUUUGACAAGGCAGUAUUGGAGCCUACUUUCUGCCCCAUGUAUGCACUGUUGUGCUCUGAUCUGAAUGAAAAACUCCCUCUAUUUCCCUCUGAAGAGGCAGGCGGAAAAGAAAUCACUUUUAAGCGUAUACUUCUGAACAAUUGUCAGGAGGCCUUUGAAGGUGCUGAUAAUCUAAGGGCUGAGAUAGGUAAAUUAACUGGCCCAGAUCAGGAAAUGGAGCGCAGGGAUAAAGAGAGAUUGGUAAAGCUCCGCACCCUUGGUAACAUUCGUCUUAUUGGCGAGCUUCUAAAGCAAAAGAUGGUGCCAGAAAAACUAGUUCAUCAUAUUGUUCAGGAGUUACUUGGGCAUGAUGGAAAAACUUGCCCAGCUGAGGAAAAUGUUGAGGCAAUCUGUCAGUUCUUUAACACAAUUGGUAAGCAAUUGGAUGAAAGCCCCAAAUCUCGUCGGUUUAAUGAUGCCUACUUCAACCGGUUGAAGGAGCUCGCAAAGAACCCAGAACUUGCGGCACGUUUAAAGUUCAUGGUUCGUGAUGUACUAGAUCUCCGUGCCAACAAGUGGGUCCCACGGCGUGAAGAGAUUAAAGCCAAGACCAUCUCUGAAAUCCACAGUGAAGCAGAGAAGAACCUCGGACUUCGUCCAGGAACAAUGAGAAAUGGCGGUCGUGGUGCAGGUGCAAUAGGAGGCCCUCUCAGCCCCAGUGGCUUCCCUCUGAACCGUCCAGGCACAGGAGGCAUGAUUCUGGACAUGCCCGCUGAAGUUGCGAAAAUGCCAGGCAUGCCUGGCCUUGAUUAUGAUAUGGAAGUUCGCCGAUCUAAAUCAAACCUCAAAGCCGCCACUUUGGUUGGAAAAGCAUCACCUAUAAACUCUAAGCUUUUGCCUCAAGGCAGCGGUGGCCUUAUCAGCGGUAGAAGUAGUGCAUUGUUAGGCAGUGGGGCCUCUCGCCCUUCAGAGACUCAACCUCAAAGUACUAUGAAGCCUCUUGGACCAGUGACUCCAGUGGUCACUGAGAAACCUGCGACAAUUGCACCAAGGGUGAACCCUGCUGAGCUUCACAAGAAGACAAUCUCACUUCUACAGGAAUAUUUCCAUGUCCGAAUCCUAGACGAGGCAGCACAAUGCAUAGAGGAGCUAAAGAGUCCAGAAUACCACCCUGAGGUUGUCAAAGAAGCCAUCAACCUCGCUCUUGAUAAGGGUUACGCUUGUGUCGAAUUGGUGAUCAAUCUUUUAGACUUCUUGCUCGCAAAGAAAAUUUUGACCCCACGAGACUUGGGGACUGGCUGUUUGCUUUAUGGGUCGAUGAUGGAUGAUAUUGCCAUUGACUUGCCGAAUGCACCGAAACAUUUUGGUGAGGUUGUUGGUAAGCUCAUUGUUUCUGGUGGGCUGAGCUUCAAGGUAGUCGAGGAGAUCUUGAAGAAGGUGGAGGAUUCUAUGUUUCGAUCUGCAAUGUUUGAUUCGGUCAUGAUGACCGUUGAAGGUAGCUCGGCGGAUAUUUUGAAAGGGCAGGCGGCAGAUGUUAAGACUUGCCAAAGCCUUGUUUCUUGAUCUUUUGUAGGAUUGCCGUGCUCCCUGUAACGUUAUGAGGAGACUACUUCCUGGUUUUGAUGUUAGUUUUAAGUUGGUUCUUUUCAUUUCAUGAGUUGAGUUGAGUUUGUGAUGGAAUUAGGUUGUCUUAAAUGGACAUGUGAGGAACAGUAUAAUUUUAUGAGCUGUAUAUUCCUGCGAGAUGAUAUGAAUAUUUAUUAUUGAUUUAAGACUAAUUUUGAAAAAAAGUGCUCUUGGGUUUUUGGCCUUGAGCUACUUCAUGUUCUUCUUGAA
Asparagus officinalis (garden asparagus) is the source of this 2764-nucleotide messenger RNA. RefSeq names its product eukaryotic translation initiation factor-like. Lineage: Eukaryota; Viridiplantae; Streptophyta; Magnoliopsida; Asparagales; Asparagaceae. Gene Ontology annotation, cellular component: eukaryotic translation initiation factor 4F complex. The record is from RefSeq and is a predicted model, not a curated record. Gene Ontology annotation, molecular function: mRNA binding; translation initiation factor activity; protein binding.